AUGUCGCGCGGCCUUCGGCUACUGCUUCUGAGCUGCGCCUGCAGCCUGGUGCCCGCGGCGCGGGAGGUGAAGGUGGCCUGUUCGGAGGAUGUGGACUUGCCCUGCACUGCCCCCUGGGACCCGCAGGUCCCCUACGCGGUCUUCUGGACCAAGCUCACAAAUGGCAGUGCAGAGAGGAUGGAGGUGCCCCAGGAGUACUAUCAGCAGAGGGCCUCUUCAGGGGCCCCCAGGGAAAGGCUGUAUUCCCUGAGGAUCCAAAACACUACGAGCUGCAACUCGGGGACGUACAGCUGCACUCUGGUGGAUCCAGAAGGGCAGAGAAACCUAAGUGGCACCACGAUCUUGAAAGUGACAGGAUGCUCUAAGGGACGCAAAGAAGAGACUUUUAAGAAAUACAGAGCCGAGGUUGUCCUGCUGUUGGCUCUGGUCAUUUUCUACGUGGCACUCAUCAUUUUCACUUGCAAGUUUGCACGACAGCAGAGUAUUUUUCCAGACUUUCUUAAACCUGCCAUGGAACAUGCUUUUCUCCCAGUUACCUCCCCAAAUAAGCAUUUGGAGCCAGUGACUCACAAGACAGAACUGGUGUGA
Lipotes vexillifer (Yangtze River dolphin) is the source of this 588-nucleotide messenger RNA. It is a transcript of the gene CD83, whose product is annotated as CD83 molecule. NCBI's taxonomy places the organism in Eukaryota, Metazoa, Chordata, Mammalia, Artiodactyla, Lipotidae. The record is from RefSeq and is a predicted model, not a curated record.